UGGCGUUACACGUGAAAUGUCUUGAGUUCUACAAUGCAGCUGGUUUAAUAUGCAACUCGCAGAGCUGUCUGGCUGGACUGGUUGGUUAUAAUCGAGCAGAUUACGUUUGCAAGUCACAGAGGUAGAGAGACUGAGAGAGGGAGGGAGAGAGAAUGCGUUUUGGACAGACGAUCUGAUAUCCUGCAAGCGACCCCGACAUUGCAUCGAGCUCUGCGAUCCUAACUUGAUUUUGAAGGCAAGCUUCCCAAACAUUAAUGUCUCUGUUGGAUAAUGUAAUACGGAUGCGAUGGUUACCUUUAUUACGAUCUUGCAGGUGAAUCUAGUGAUGUCCAUCCUGCUGUAUGUGAUGUUUCUUGCUUACCUCUGUGGUCUCCAUGCUACAUCAAUGGGUAAAAGAAAAGACCCAGUGAAUUCCCUGAUCAUCAAACUCCUCCAAGAGGACAUAAAGAAAAACAAACAGCAGCAGCCAGAGGACGUUUUUGACAAAUACCAAGACACGCAGCUAGAAGGCGAUAUUCCAGAGGAUGCAGGUUUUUUCGAAAGGAAAACAUCAGCCUACCAACAGGUCUAUAGUAUUGAUGCAGAGUUAUUGAGACAGCAUAAGCGGUAUAAUUCACCGCGGGUGCUUCUGAGCGACCGGCCACCGCUACAGCCACCACCAUUGUAUUUAAUCGAUGAUUACUUGGGGAAUUCUGAAAUGGGGAAUAAAACACGGAAAAAACGCUAUGUGGAGCAGAAGAGCUACCGAGGGGAGUAUUCUGUGUGCGACAGCGAAAGCGUGUGGGUCACAGACAAAUCCACGGCGGUAGAUAUCAGAGGACAUCAAGUGACCGUUCUAGGAGUUAUCAAAACCGGUGGCUUGGACGUCAAGCAAUACUUUUACGAAACCAAAUGCAGGGCAGCCAAGCCGCUCAGAAGCGGUUGCCGAGGAAUCGACGACAAACACUGGAAUUCACAAUGCAAAACCUCACAGACCUUCGUCAGAGCGCUAACCAAGGAGAAAAGCACUAUGGGGUGGAGGUGGAUACGAAUCAAUACGUCGUGCGGGUGCGCACUUUCAAGGAAAAUCAGGAGAACAUAAUUACACGCAUAACAUUCUUUUUGGAUUGCAAAUAUAAGUUAUUCUGUUUUAAGUUAUAUGAAAUGCAUGUAGCGUAUUAUUAUUAUUAUUGUUG
Molecule: messenger RNA, 1175 nt
Organism: Polyodon spathula (Mississippi paddlefish)
Lineage: Eukaryota; Metazoa; Chordata; Actinopteri; Acipenseriformes; Polyodontidae
Product: neurotrophin-3-like
Exons: 2
Coding region: 287-1081 (264 amino acids)
Biological process (GO): positive regulation of peptidyl-serine phosphorylation; cell surface receptor protein tyrosine kinase signaling pathway; neuron projection morphogenesis
Molecular function (GO): growth factor activity; nerve growth factor receptor binding
Source: RefSeq, a predicted model, not a curated record